Messenger RNA from Monoraphidium neglectum, 732 nucleotides. RefSeq lists its product as hypothetical. NCBI's taxonomy places the organism in Eukaryota, Viridiplantae, Chlorophyta, Chlorophyceae, Sphaeropleales, Selenastraceae. The transcript has 6 exons. Gene Ontology annotation, molecular function: ATP binding. The record is from RefSeq and is a predicted model, not a curated record. The coding region runs from base 1 to 732 and encodes 243 amino acids.
AUGACGCGGCCCUACACGUCGUCGGAGCUCAACGACAGCAGCCUGCACCGCCCAGAGUGGACCAACCGCCGCGGCCAGUUUGUGUUCGCCAACUCGAGCGCGUGGCCGUCGGGCGGCGCGGUGGAGAGCAAUAUCAGCCUAGGCAACGCGGUGUGGAGGGCCUACCUGGAGCCCGAGGACGGGUGGCGGCCGCCGUGGGAGCGCGGCCUGAUUGCGGCGGUGGUGCUGGUCAGCGGUGUGGUGGCGGCCCUGGUGGGAGUCAUCACCGCGUCGUGGGCGCAGCGGCGGCGGCUGCUGAGUACGGUCAUGGAGGCAAAUGUCCGCCUGGCGGACACCACUGCGAAGCUCCAGGAGGAGAAGCUGCGCCUGGACGCCCUGUUAGUAAGGCAGUACAACUUGCUGGCGGUGCUGGGCAGCCCGAGGCGCCACGGCAGCUGCUGCGGCAGCGGCGGCGUUGUCAAGGAGCACAGCAGCUCUGACGGCUUGGUGCACGGCACCGUGUCGCAGGGGCUUACGCUCGAUCGCAUCGAGAACAUGCGGCGCCAGCUGGCGGUCAACAGCAACAGCAUCGCCCAGGACCUGGAGAGCAUCCAGACGGUUGACCUGCUGGGGGAGGGCACCUUCGGCAAGGUGUUCAAGGGCCUGUGGCGCGGCACCACCGUGGCGGUCAAGACGAUGAUCCUGCCGGCCAACAUGAGCGGCGCGGAGAAGAGGGAGAAGAUGUGGCUCUGA